Messenger RNA from Onychostoma macrolepis, 3101 nucleotides. Its product is annotated as muscle, skeletal receptor tyrosine-protein kinase-like. The record is from RefSeq and is a predicted model, not a curated record. Gene Ontology annotation, biological process: dendrite self-avoidance; axon guidance; homophilic cell-cell adhesion. The transcript has 7 exons. Gene Ontology annotation, molecular function: cell-cell adhesion mediator activity. The coding region runs from base 679 to 1602 and encodes 307 amino acids. Lineage: Eukaryota; Metazoa; Chordata; Actinopteri; Cypriniformes; Cyprinidae. Gene Ontology annotation, cellular component: axon; plasma membrane.
UGAAGUUAUUCAUUUUAUGAAAUAUUUAAUAUUUUCUGCAAUGACUGUCGCUAGUGAUAUUAACACAGACUGUGACAGUAGUUUAUUGCUUAUGCUGAAAAAAGAAAAAAUAGGUGUAGAAACAUUUCCACAAUUAUAAAUGCAUUGAAUUGAACAUGAAAGUUUGAAACAGAAAUACUGUUCUUGUAAAAAAACAAAACAAAACAAAACAAAACAAAAAACUUUCUUUCCAAAUAUUGCUCCAAUAUUUAUUUAUUUAUUUAUUUACACAGUGUACAUUUAUUUAUUUAUUUAAUCUAUCUAUCACAGUGUACAAUUACCUUCAUGCCGUGAAUCAUAAUUUACAUGAUAAAUCGUGAGCUCUGAAUUUUGGCAGUACUUGAAAUAUAAAAAACUUUUGAUACUAAACAGCACCCUGUAAAUGCGUACGACAUGUUCCCUUCUAUAAAAAUGGAAUUGUUGGUAUUUUCUCGUCACUUUCUGCAUCUCGUCCCCCUCAUCUCAGUGUAAGCGUAUCCAGCAGCUGGCCCUGUCUGUCUCGAGCCGAGCGCACAGAUCGCUGGGCCUGUCUGCAGCACACACACUCUACUGUCUGCUGCCACUGCAUCUCACAGCUUCGAUAUGAGGCUGACCAAUGGAUUUUAAAGCUGAUUCGAAGCAGAACGUUCUAAGGUGAACAUGAAAGUCCUCAAAAACAUUCCACUGAUAGUUCUUCUGGCGUAUUUCAGCCUGAGUGAAGGGCUCCAGAGAGCACCCAGAAUCACAACAUUGCUUGAGACAGUGGAUGCCUCUCUGGAUCAUAACACUACUUUCAUCUGUGAGGUUGAUUCAUACCCUCAAGCUGAUAUUACAUGGACGCGGAAUAACUACCCAAUACGGUAUUACGAUUCCAGAUACAUUAUACGAGAAAAUGGCCAAAUGCUGAUCAUUCCCAGUGUAAAGGAUUCGGACAAUGGAGAAUACUGUUGCGUUGCUAGCAAUGGGAUUGGAGAACCGGCCAAGAGCUGCGGAGCUUUACAGCUGAAGAUGAAGCCUCAAAUCAAAAGACAUCCUACUAAUAUGACAUUGAUCGUGGAGUCCAAAGCAGUGUUGCCAUGUUUAACGUUAGGAUAUCCCAAACCCGACAUAUCCUGGAUUAAAGAAGAUGAUUUGAUAAAGGUUAAUAGUCGUAUAUCAGUUUUGGAAUCUGGUUCCCUAAAAAUUAACAACAUCAAGAAAGAGGACGCUGGACAGUAUCGCUGUGUGGCCAGGAACAGUUUUGGAAUCAUAUUCUCCAAACCAGUCACUAUUGAAGUACAAGCUCCUGCCAAGAUACUGAAAGUUCCCAAGGAGAAGAAAGUUCAGAUCGGAUCAGAGGUUACGCUGGAAUGUAACGCCACUGGCAACCCAAUCCCAUCCAUAACAUGGCUUGAAAACGGCAAUACGAUUUCCGGCGCGUCAGUGGAGGAGACGCUGGUGAAUGAAGUCAUCUUGUCUGUUCUGCGUUUGGUGGUUCAUAAACCAGCUCUCUACACCUGUCAGGCUACUAACCAGCACAGCGGAGGAGCCAACACCGUCAAAGCCACAGCCAAAAUAACCGUCUCAGGUGAGCUAAAGCACUGAUUCCUACUAGAUUCACUAGACUGUCUGCUGCUUUAUCCCUAAAAAUUUCAUUUUUUGAUACCCAACUGUAAAAAAUAACUAAAAUGAUAUAAAAAGAACCAAUUUAUUGCAGUAACAAUCAAUAUAGUUACUAUGCUAUUUAGCAGGAGGUACAGCUAACAUAGUAAAUAUUUACAUGGGUUAUAAACCCUGAGUAUAUGAGUGAUAUGAAACAGUAUUUUAUAUAUGACAGCUGUUAUCAUUACCGUUAUCAAUGUCAAAUUCCUGUUAUCUGCUGCAUAUUAAAUGUUACGACCAGGUUUUCAUGAUGAUUAGUCUGUUAUGAACUCUUGGUACCUUAAAACAGCGAAAGUAUCACUAUUAUUAAAAAAAAAAAAAAAAAAAGACUUAAAAUUGUGUCCAAAUGAUCCUAUAGUACAUGUACAGUAUAUGGAUUUAUAAUCAGUAAUGCCAACAUGUGAUGAACUGCACAAAAAAAGUACCAUGUUAACUGGAGUACACUACCAUUCAAAAGUUUGGUGUUAGUAAGAUAUUGUAUUUUAUUGACUGAUUGAGAGAUAAUUACUUUUAUUCUAUAAUGAAAAAAAAAAAUAAUAAUCAUGGUUUCCAUAAAAUAUGAAUCAACAAAAUAAUGUUGAAAAAUAAUAAUCAGAAAUGUUUCUUGAGCAGCAAAGCAUCAUAUUAGAAUGAGUUCCCAAGGAUCAUGUGACACUCAACACUAGAGUAAUGAUGCUGAAAAUUCAGCUUUAUAUCACAGAAAUAAAUUACAUUUGAACAUAUAUUCACAUAGAAAACAGUUUAAAUUGCAAUAAUAUUUCACAAUAUUACAGUUUUUAUUAUAUUUUUGAUCAAAUAAAUGGUGAACCUAAGAGACUUUGUAUAGAAACAAGUAAAUAAAUAAAUAAAUAAUCUUACCGAUCCAAAACUUUUAAACAGUAGUAAAAUACCAUUAUAUAUUUUCAUAUACUGCCUUAAUAAAUUUCAUAGUACUAGAUCACACAGUCAGAGUAACAAGUUACCACUUGAGUGUAUUAUUGUCAGGCUGUGAUGUCAGCAGUCAUAAUGUUUUAGCAAAAUCAAUUUGAAAUGCUUCUGUUAAUAAAGGCCCAUGAAACAAGUCUUGUAAACACAACCUUGCUGUGACCCACUGUUUCAGCCAUAUGCUUCUCUGGCUGCUCUGUGUAAAUAUGAAGUGACUGCUCUCGAAGUUUCAGCAGCUGUGUUUCUGCUGCCAGUAUUUCACUCAGCUUCCCCUGUGUUUGCAUAGCUGUUCUUUUGCCUCCUCCAAGCCCCGAAACCCAUCCUUGCGCAAACAUGCCCCAAAAGCCGCCUUGUGCCGCUUGAGCCACGUAGAGAAUGUGUACAAUACGAUUAGGCACUGAAUUAUUGAAUUAACUGAAUAAUAUAUGUGUUGGUCUUUUUGUUACCAAAAAGUACCAAAAAAAGAAAUUACCAACAAUUACCAGAAUUUCCCUAUUACAUUGCUCUCUGGAAUACCA